AUAGAUAGCACACUAUCACUAUUGGUCGAAAAAUCGCGCUUGUGUUUUAUUGGAGAAAAAUCCUAAUGGACUCUUGAAACUACGGUGGUCAUCCUGUCAACAAAUAUGCUAUUGAUUGUAGGACAAAAUCUACUCAGAUUUCCCCGGAUAAAAACAACAAGUUACACAUUUAACAAAUCUAUUAAGGACUGUCAUGUAUUCGCCAUUUCAAAUCGAUCUCCAUUUUAAUAAGUCUGGCAUAAUAAAUGCUAGAAUUUAACACUUCUUAAGAUAGAAAAGAGACACCAAAAAUUACAAGGACAGUUCAUGAAUUUCAGUAUCAUUGCCAUAGUCUCUAGAUACAAGAUUCCAUCUUCAUGAAUCCAGGAUUUGAUAUAUCAACAAGAAAUGUAUACAAAAGAGAAAAUAUUGCGUGAAUCCAAAUUUAAACCGUUCCCUGGCCCGCACACUCCCGGUCCCCCCUCCCCUCCCCUUCUACGGUCCCCCUUUCCCUCCUCUGCUACUCAAUUCCGCAGGGUAUAAUUGGUAGAAGGGGAGGGGCCGCCGGGUUGCCGCCGAACCAGGGUUCUCCUGGUUUCCCAGGUUCCCCAGGUGUUAGUAAUCCGCAAUCCGUCCUAGCAUCAUGACCCAAGGUUCUGAUCUAGGACUCCAGGUACCCCAGGUACCUCAGGUACUCCAAGUACCCCAGGAGUAUAUAGUUCCUGUUGGGCAUAUAAACUCUAAACUAAGCAGUGUAUCAGGAUAUGCCAAAUCUAGCAAGGUUCCUUGCAACCCGUCCAUCAACCACAAUUUACCCAAGGGUCUUGUUAUUGUUCAGGUUGAUAAUACGAGACAGGAAGGAGAAGGAGGGAUAGAGGAUCAUAAACUUCUUCCGGUUUAUGAUUCUGUUCUAAAAUCUUCAAUCUCACAAGAAUAUAUCGUCAAAUCAUCGAACUCUCAUACAUAUGAGGUCAAUCCCUCCAAUCCUCAGAAAAAUGACGGCAAAUCCUCCAAUCCUGAAAUCUAUGGAGUGAAAUCCCCCAACCUUCAGUAUAAUGAGAUUAAACCGUCACAAACCUAUGAAGUUAAAUCAACUACCUUGAAACCUAACGGGAUUAAAUCCACAAUACAUUCGUCCCUCAAAUCCCAAAAUCCCCGAGAGAACAUGUCACACAGAAAUCCCAUUGAAGGAGAAGGACAAAAACAGGAUAUUUUGGCCUCAGCCACUCACCAACUUAUCCACGGGUUCCCUCCCUACGAGGAGGAGGAGGAGGAGGAGGAGGAAGAAGAGGAGUACGACGAGGAUGUUGAUGAUGAUUAUGAGGAUCCAGACUAUUGUCCUGACGACCCUGACGAAGGAUACAGAACUAACUCAUCGACAGGCUCACCAUCCUCCUCAAUACACUCCCCCUCCCCGGGGACCGGGGAGAGGAAGGGGGAGCUGGGCGAGGUCCAGAGGGAGGACGAGGAAGGGAACCUCAUGUGGUUGGUCGACUUUAAGCUAGACUUCUUUAAUGAUAUUGAAAAGAACGCAGAGAGAGAGCGAGAACAGAAAAGUGUAAUGAAUCCUCAAGCACAGUAA
Molecule: messenger RNA, 1561 nt
Organism: Eurytemora carolleeae
Lineage: Eukaryota; Metazoa; Arthropoda; Copepoda; Calanoida; Temoridae
Product: SPARC-like protein 1
Exons: 4
Coding region: 623-1561 (312 amino acids)
Source: RefSeq, a predicted model, not a curated record